CCCCACUGUCGAUCUCCCUCUCGCUCUCUCAUCUGCGCUGCUAUACCCCCACCACCAAACCCUCACCAUCUCGCUCUCUCUCUCACCGUGCCCCUCUCGCGCUAUAAAAGCGAGGACUCCUCCCUUGUAGAGAGCGAGCGAGACGGUGUGAUUUUUUUGGACGAAACGCGACUCGCACAGCUGAGCUUGCUCCUCCGAUCCUCGCUCCGUCUCCCACGUCGUAUCAGCCAUGUCGAAACUGGAGUGUGCCAUGGAGCAGCUGAUCAAGCUGUUCCACUCGUACGCGCGCGAGGACAACGACAAAUACACCCUGAGCAAGGCCGAGCUCAAGAAGCUCAUCACCGCCGAGCUCCCCACACUGUGCCCUCAAGGAGCCCAGAAGGUCGAUUCCCUGGACAAGACCAUGAAGGACCUGGACACGAACGGCGACCAGCAGUUGGACUUCCAGGAGUUCGUCAUCAUGAUCGCGGGCCUGGCCAUCAACUGCAACGACUUCUUUGUGGGCCACCAGGACCCCCCCAAGGUCAAGGCCAAGGGCAAAGUCGUCCAGGCCAAGAAGAAGUAGACUGAGGAGGAUGAAGAGAAGGAGGAUGAGGGGGGGGGGUAGCCCCUCCCCUCCCUCCUCCCCAUCCCCCACCCCUUACCCCCACACCACCCCCCACAUCUCUGGUUGUGGAAUCGUCAUUCUCAGAGAUUCCAAUUUGACCGGAAUGUUUGGGAACGCCGUUCCAGGAGUUGUUUUGCAUUCCUAGUUUUAUCCUCUUAGCUCGAAUUCACAGCAACCUGUUCAUAGUGAUAUUGGCUUUUAAAUUGUUGGCAUAAGGCACUACCACUAGAGUACAAAGCCCAUCCAUAACAGGUUAUUGUAGCCUAUUUUCAUAGCAACCAACUUUGUAGAGAUCGUAGUAACAUUAGGUAUGAUAAUAUAAGAUUGUUGUGGAUAAGGUGUUUCAGUUACAUUUGCACUCUCGUGGUAGUGCCUUACGCUGGUAAUGAUUACUCCCAGGCCAGCUAGGUGAUCAUUGUUGCUCAUCGCUGCCUGCUAGACUGGAGAGAGAGGGGGAGUGGGAGGGAGGGGUGGAGAUAUCCUGGAGGUGGGAACUAUGGCUAAGGGUGCCGGCUGCCAACAUUUCAUAAUCCCCGGGUUUGCCGAUCCGCAUUGGAUGCGGCGGGGAAUGUAAGCCACGGUGCCUGAAUGGAAUAGUUCAACACCGGUGAUUUGUCGAUGAAUGGAAACGAUGAAGCGUGUAGGGGGCCGGUACCAAACCACGCUGUGAGUUGAUGCCGAAGAGAUGGUGACGGUACAACCUCAUUGACGCAAUAGCGUGGUUGUGGCCAUGCAAUCCAAACCAUGGACCAUAUAGUAAACUCGUAGAGACACGUAGAGAUACAUAGAAAUAAUAGACAGAUUGGCAACCACAGUCGUAAGAUUCGUGGCCAAGCAGCACAAGCGUGUAGAGUAACACCGCUGUGGUCUGCACUCCUUCAACGGAGGAGCAGCGACACGACACGAACUCCCUCUCUGCUGAAGCCCUCUCGUCGUGGCCAGCAGCAGCAGCAGCAGCAAACCUCGACAUUGGCAUCGAGCUCCUGAGCCACGUCUUGCCACCGCCGUCGUGUGCAACGAUACAGCCGAGCGCAGAGAACCCCGACCCUCGGCUGCUGUUCUCAACGUAAAUUCUUUUUUUUUUAUCUCGUUCGCUUGGCCAACGUCGCGACCGCCGUUCAGACAAACCAGACAACGCCGUCUCCUUUGUGAACAAUAAAACAAACGCCGUCGACGA
Molecule: messenger RNA, 1784 nt
Organism: Petromyzon marinus (sea lamprey)
Lineage: Eukaryota; Metazoa; Chordata; Hyperoartia; Petromyzontiformes; Petromyzontidae
Source: RefSeq, a predicted model, not a curated record